Carassius gibelio (silver crucian carp) is the source of this 1512-nucleotide messenger RNA. RefSeq names its product BTB/POZ domain-containing protein KCTD12-like. Gene Ontology annotation, molecular function: protein binding. Lineage: Eukaryota; Metazoa; Chordata; Actinopteri; Cypriniformes; Cyprinidae. The record is from RefSeq and is a predicted model, not a curated record. Bases 64 to 876 code for a protein of 270 amino acids. Gene Ontology annotation, cellular component: postsynaptic membrane; presynaptic membrane. Gene Ontology annotation, biological process: protein homooligomerization; regulation of G protein-coupled receptor signaling pathway. The transcript has a single exon.
UAUUCCUUUCCACUCUUCUUCAGUUCCGUGAUUGCAUCGGAGGUCUCGCGCAGCUGUGCAAAGAUGGACAAGAUUCGCGCGGACGCUUCCCAACGAUUUCCCGAAAUCAUUGAGCUCAAUGUCGGGGGGCAAGUUUACGUUACGCGCCACUCAACUUUACUCUCCGUGCCCAAUUCUUUACUUUGGACCAUGUUCAGCCAGAAAAAACCGGCGGAACUUACCACCGACAGCAAAGGACGCUACUUUUUGGACAGGGACGGCUUUCUGUUCAGAUAUAUUUUGGAUUACUUGCGGGACCAGACUCUGGUUUUGCCUGAUUACUUCAAAGAGAAGGCGAGCCUUCUUAGAGAGGCAGAAUAUUUCCAACUUCAAGAGCUGGCAAAGCGCCUGAGACUGGCGGUCAGUAAGGAGAACUCCAUCAGCGAGGAGGUGUGCCAGAGCGACCCGGAGGAGGCUGCGCUCGCUGGCAUGAGUAUCUCCAGCACCGGCCCUCGCUCUCCGUCCCUGGACGCGCGAAAAAUCGGCUACAUAACCAUUGGGUACAGGGGCUCCUAUACCAUAGGACGAGAUAUCCAACAGGACGCCAAAUUUAGGCGGGUGGCGAGAAUCACCGUUUGCGGAAAAACAUCCCUCGCCAAAGAAGUUUUCGGGGAGACCCUGAACGAGAGCAGAGACCCCGACAGAUCCCCAGAGAGAUACACUUCUCGGUAUUACCUCAAGUAUAAUUUCCUGGAGCAAGCCUUUGACAGGCUGGCAGAAGUGGGCUUCCACAUGGUCGCGUGCAGCUCCACGGGCACCUGCGCGUACGCGAGUAACGACCCCAGCGAGGACAAAAUCUGGACGAGUUACACCGAGUACGUUUUCAGCAGGGAGUGAAGUGAACUCAGUUUUGGGAACUGUUAUUCAAACACAUUUCUCUGACACUCAACUUUCCAUUCGUUACGCGCCACGAAUGUGUCUUUUUUCACAGUGUCAUCAUGUAGAGACUAUCCGUCGAUGAGCAGACGUUUUGUGCAUAUUUUCUGUGUAAGUAAUAAUUUAAUAAUAGCGGACCUCCAAAUUUGACUUCUGUUCCCACAAUUCAAACAACUGCUUAUAGCAAUUUUCAGUAUUUAAAACAGUAGGAUUGAACUGGGGGACGCACAAAAUGUACUCUGAGUGACACGACUUCUUAAAAUAAAGUUUUGUUGUGUGUGUUUUUUUUUUUUUGUUUUUUUUUAAGUCCAUGACAUUGCUGAUUUAUAUAUAUAUAUAUUUUCUGAGAGUACAUCCAGAAGCUCAACACGGACAACAGAGACAAAAAUAAAAUGUCAUUCCAGUAGUAAAAUAGCAAGCUGUUCCAUAAUGAGUAAAUAUAUACUACUCUCCCCUCUGCUUUUCACUGAACAUUGACAUUUCUGAGAUGAUCAUUUGUUUGCACUCCUAUGUAUUAAUAUUAUUAUUAUGUUUAUUUUUUUCUUAACCAAGAUGUCUGUUCACUUUAUACACAAAAUAAACUUAUCAUGAAAGAUA